UACCAUCACAUUCCACACGUACUGACUGAAUCACUGAAGCAAAUCAUUCAGAGCUCCCCUGCAGUGCUCCUGUGUGCGUAUGAACUUGUUUCAGUGUGUGUACAACUGUGUGUGUGUGUGCGUAUGUGUCUGUGCAAGCAUAUAAAGUCAAAUCAAAUUUAUUCAUAGAAGCGCUCUUAACAAGCAGGUUUGUCACAAAGUGCUUUGAUGAGAACAAAGGACACAAAUUCAGAUGAAACUGCAGAUAAACAAAAAAGAGCACUCUGCAUGAGCAUGUGUGUGUGCUUUUCUGUGCUUGUGUGUGUUCUUGAUGGAUGUGAGGUUUAGUUUUGAGUCAGAGGCAGCAGCAAGCCUAAGUCUGAGAGUGUGUGUAGGAUGAGCCUCCUACCACGUCCCUCCCUGUCUCUCAUCAACUGUCUUUCUACCUCCCCUCCAUCCCUUUCUUUCUUCUAUGUGUCAGCAUGUCUUUUGUAAAUGCCAUUACAGACAUAAAUUAGUGAUUUGAUUGCUCUUUGACUGAUUAGCAAUAUUCCAUGUAAUACAAAAAUUUUUGUUAGAAGUAAAAUACAUCAGACAGCAAAGAAAUCUGUAGCCUGCAUCCCUGACUGUGCAUACAUAUGAGUGUAUGUAUAUGUGUGUAUACAUGUUUGUAUCCCUCACAGUGAUUAAAGCAAGUGGGCGGCAGCAGCAACUGGUCUGCCUGUGUGGCUCUGCAUAGCAGACAUGUUUCUCACUGCUAGAUAUUACUCAUUUCCUCAGCCCUUUGCACACACAAGCACAAACACAUGCACAAACUCUCUUGACACACACAUGCUCACAAGCACAACAGACACGGAGACGGAUAGCAGACUCUCAGUUUUUUCCUUCAGUUUGGUGGGCUUGCUGGUGAUAUUUCACUCGUUCAGAGAUCAGAGGCAGGGCGUAGCUGCAGGCUGCUGAUAUCUGCGGGUGUUGGAGCCAUUGGCGGUGCUGUGAAGGAAGCACUGUGGCACAGUAAGGAGCUGGGAGGUGGGCUGACCCCCUUAGGAGGACUAGAAUAUGAAUGAGUGCCAGCUUUGGGACAUCUUCUCACCCCGGUACCAAGGUGAGUGGUGCUUCAGUGCAAGAGCAGCAACAUCGAUCCAACAGUGAUGCUGUGUAUCGGCCUUCCCCUCUGUGUGCCCCCCUCAUUUUCCCGUGAGGCCCAUGUGACUUAGCCUACAUUAACACACAGGGGGCCACCACUGCUGCUGGAGCCCACCCAUGAAUCCAAGUCCUGACCGCAACAAAGAGCGCCUCCCUCCCAAAAAGAGGGAGUCUCGGCAAGGAUCUGCAGAACACCACAUCCCUCCUGAUGAGUUUAAACCACCUGUGCCGUUUCGAAGCCGACAUAGCACCAGUAGAGGGGAGGGAGGCAGGGAAACCAGUGACAGGGACAGAGCUUUCUCUAACCCAAACCCCCAUCUCCUACACAGUCCUCCAGCCCUUCCUGCUUCAGCACCAGGCCUCCACAUGCCAUUACCAUGGUCCCUGAACUAUUCUUCACCUGUUUCUCUUCCAGUUUUCCCAGGCCAGGUCAGCGACAGAAGGGCUUCAGGUUCGCCUGUUUGGAGAGAUGAUCCCCUCACCUCAUCUCUGCCCCAUCAUUCCAGGUGGCUCAGAGGGGAAGGACCCCUGUCAUUGACCCCCUCCCCAUCUUCUUCAUCUUCUUCCUCAUUUAAGACUCCUUUUCCAGCUAGUACAAGAGAGAUGUGGUCCUAUUUUAAUACUGGCCGUCGAGAUUAUAGCCCCUCUCUCUUUUCCCCUUCUUACCUAUUUAGUCCUCAUGCUUUGUAUGCCCAAGACCCCAGUUUAGUUGAGGUAAGACCUAGGUACAUAAGCAAAAGGCCCAAUGGCUUGGAUGGGCCAGGCAGCAGGACUGCCUCAUCUUCCAGACCUCUGCUUACUGGAGAGUUUGGGAAUGAUAGCAGCAGAGCUAGGCUGGAGGUCAGUCCAUAUACGUUGCAUGCCAAUGGAGGACGUAGACAGCAGGAGGAUCUAACCUCCCCUAUCCAUUCUGCAGGGGCAUUUUUGUCAGACUCUCAACCUCAAGUAAGCCCUGAGCCACAUUCCUCACUGCAGGAAACACAUCAGUCUGGGAAGACUAGCUCCACUUCACUCCCCAGUAGUCCACAUACCCUUGGACCAGACCCAAGGGCAGGCAGAGGUGGACUUCUGGAUCAUGUGGGGACUACACCAACUGAGGCCCAAAUAUAUUACUCCUUAGGAUCAGUCACCCAUCCCAGCCCUCAUGCCCAGGCCUACCCUCUCUCGAGCUCCUCAGGAACACUUUCAUACUGUCUGCAUAGGGAGCCAGGUCCUAGGCUGCACAUGCUAGGGAAUUCACCAAACUCACCUGUAAGUCUGCCUAACAGCCAUGACAGGUCACAAAGAGAGUGGGACAGAGAUCUAGAAAGAGACAAAGUCCUCCAAAAGGACAGGGAAAGGGGUAAAGUAAAAGAGAAGCAAUUACAACAUGAGAAAGACCAAGAAAAAGACAGUGAGCGUGAGAAGCGACGCAACAGAGACAGAUGGAGAGAUUUUUCUCCUUCCAAUUCUCAGACCUCGUCUGCAACCCUUCAUUCGUCUCCCUCUGCACUCCUACCUCAUUUCACCAAGGGGUCUCUUAUUGAGCUGGCAGGCGGACGGUUGAAACGAGUGGAGGAGCUGAGGACUGAAGACUUUCUGAGGAGUGCGGAUACAUCCCCAGAGUUCCACCUCAGCACCUGCACGGUUCUGGUGAUUUCCCCCAGCAGUACCCAGGGUUCCAGUCACCUGCAGGUUCACCUUACAGAUCGAAACUCUCAGGAGUUAUUGCAGGUCUUGGUGGAGUACCCAUUCUUUGUGAGAGACCAGGGCUGGUCUUCCUGCUCUCCUCAAAGAACUACACAGCUGUAUGGCCUGCCCUGCCGUCAGCUCAGUGAGGGAGAUGUUUGCCUGGCCCUAACCCCAAUGCCUACCCAAACUCAGCGGACAUCCAGUCGUACCAGUUCCAGGGCCCAUCGUACGCAACUCCUCCCCAGGGGUCCAGCAGAGUCAAGCGGCUCACAUAGGGAGGAAAUGCCUCCCCCACCACCACCCCCUCCGCUUCCUCCCCAGCAACCCCUGUCAACACCAGGCCCUUCUUGCAGACAGGCCGCAGACACUCCUGCUAAUGAGCAGCAACGGCCUCGUAAACGGCACUGGUCUGCACCGGACACACUUCCCUCAACCAGAACUGAUAAAAGCCUCGUGGAUUUACCUCAUGGCUCCAAGCUAAUGAAGUGGCAGUAGAAACUUGCACAUGCAUACUUACACACACAUGCACACACAUAUGAGCACAUACACACCCUCCUUGUCUCUGUUGCACCUAUCAAGACAAACGAUGGAGAGACCUCAAGGCAGGGUUGCAGGGAAGGUAUACACAACAACAGAAGGCACAAUUUGUGUCUAGUCCGGUCUAGUCCAGGGGUCUCCAAGUCCAGUCCUGGAGAGUUAAAGCUACUAUCCCACAGCUUCUGGAUAUAUUUUUCUCCAAUACCUAAAGCAUUCAGUUUUGCAGAGGCAUAGUAACAAGUCAUUCACUUGAUUCAGGUGUGUUGGAGAAGGGAUGUAUCUAAAAGCACUUGGAUAGUAGCGCUCCAGGACUUCAUGAACUAGCCCCUGCUGACCCUUUCCUUUCCUUUCCUUUCCUUUCCUUUCCUUUCCUUUCCUUUCCUUUCCUUUCCUUUCCUUUCCUUUCCUUUCCUUUCCUUUCCUUUCCUUUCCUUUCCUUUCCUUUCCUUUCCUUUCCUUUCCUUUCCUUUCCUUUCCUUUCCUUUCCUGUCCAGUCCUGUCAUGUCUUUCUUUUCCUGAAAGGAGCAGCAGGGAGUGGGUCAUUUUGCUCCUUCACCAUCUGCUACCUUUGUAGUUUUGGUCAUUUUAUGACAAAUUGUUUUGUUGGGGAGGCUUUACACUGAUCAUGCGUCAGUUUGCACCAGUCAUCCCCAUUUUAUAUCAAGGAUCUAGAAACAGUAUCUACAUUCUACCCAGAGUAUACUGUAAGGAAAUAUGGUUAUAUGAAUCCAAUAAAUAAUAUCUACAAGCAGUAGGUAACUUAAAGGUAUUUUUGUCCGCUCAAGGGUUCUAAUCUGUUUUUUUUGUUAACUGACCUAAAUGGAAAUUACAGCAAAAGUAGAUGGAAACAGAGUGUAGUACAACGUUUUUAGGUCAUAACAUGGAGUUAAACUGAAUUGCAUGAGAAAGUUUGCUAUUUUUAUGACAGUUGAUCUAUAUAAUUGGCAAAAAAUACAACCAAAGGUGAACAGAUACACCAUGGUAUAAGUUCAUAAGUAAGUAUUAAAUGUUUUAUUCAAGUGCACAAAACAGAAGCAGGAGGGGAUGAAAUAGUAAUGCGUAGGUUCGAAAUUAGGGUGCGAAUAGGUGAAGGAGUGAAUUGACUCAGAGAUGGAGCAGCAGCUUAAAGAUAACUGAAUGAGUCUUUACAAAGACACCGAAGACAUUUAAUGAGACAAUCAAGCACUUGUCUGUGUUCACUCUGUUUUUGUUAUGGUUGUCCCACACAUGUACUCAAUAAAAGUAACUACUGCAGGGUAUUUUGAAUCAGUGUUAUGAAAGUAGUAAACGCUACUGAGGAAUUGCAGAUAUAUAUGAGCAGAUUUUAACUAUAUAUAUACAUAUAUAUAUAGUUAAAAUACAUAUAUAUAUUACAGAUGUUAUAUACAGUAAAUAUGCUAAACACAUUUAAUGCAAUUUCUGUCAAUCUUGCAAUGCAGUUUUUUCCUUUAUUGUUUCUUUUCUUGCUUCUGAGCCGAUGUCUUCACGCCGGCCUGGGCAGGCAAGGUGAAUGUAUGAGCAACUCUUCGCCUUUUUUUCUAAUUCUCAUCACUGGGAGUCAUUUCAAAAUGUUGUUCAUCAAAGUAUUACUCUCCAAUGUGUUCUUAACAUUAUCUCUGAGAAAGGGAGAACACUAAUGAAAACUGCGUAACAGACAAUCCCACCCACACAGACAGGUCUGUGCCACAUCGCCUCGACACUCAUGGUGUUUUUCCAUUAAAAACUGAAUGAUGGAAGGACUAAAAAAGGUGCAGUAUGGCUGAAGAGUAAUGGUGCUAAUAACACGUUGGAACAUGAUGCUUUAUGAAUGCUCUUGACCCCUGUGUGUACUGUACGCUUCAGUUCCCGUCUCAUUUUUAAUGUACUGUAUAUGUUUGAAGGCAGGGAAAAAUGAUGAAAGUAUUUUAAACUCAGAUACGGGUAAAUCAUCUGAUUCAGCACUCUCUCUCACUUUAGUUUGUGUUUUUUUUUUAAGAGAAAAAUCUUACCUGUUAUUUUCUUUUCUUUUUAAAUGUUACAGCUACAAAAAUGUAUAUUUUUAAAAAAAUUGUGAAUCUGUUAUAUGAUGUUCGCUAGAAAUAAAUGACGAAAAAGCUUUA
This is a messenger RNA of Girardinichthys multiradiatus, 5432 nucleotides long. RefSeq lists its product as uncharacterized. Gene Ontology annotation, molecular function: RNA binding; protein binding. Gene Ontology annotation, biological process: nervous system development; negative regulation of transcription by RNA polymerase II. The coding region runs from base 1243 to 3291 and encodes 682 amino acids. The transcript has 3 exons. The record is from RefSeq and is a predicted model, not a curated record. Lineage: Eukaryota; Metazoa; Chordata; Actinopteri; Cyprinodontiformes; Goodeidae. Gene Ontology annotation, cellular component: nucleus.